CCCUCUUCCCUAAGUCUUUCAUCAUACGCUUCCUUAGCCACGGGUUGCCCUUAGCAACAGAAGGACGCGCGCCGGUGGAUUUGAUUCCUGGCUAGUUUCUAGCACCUGCUGACGCGCUGGGGCGCCGGCCGAAUCAUGUCUGAGAUCCUGUGCCAGUGGCUCAACCAGGAGUUGAAGGUGUCCCGGACCGUGAGUCCCAAGUCAUUUGCAAAAGCAUUUUCCAGUGGCUAUCUAAUUGGAGAAGUUCUGCACAAGUUUGAACUUCAGGAUGAUUUUUCAGAAUUUUCAGAAAGCAGGGUUUCAAGUGCCAAACUUAAUAAUUUUUCUCGCUUGGAGCCAACACUUCACCUUCUGGGUGUGCAGUUUGAUCAGAAUGUGGCCCACAGCAUCAUCACAGAAAAACCUGGGGCAGCAACAAAACUUUUAUAUCAACUGUACAUUGCUCUUCAGAAAAAGAAGAAAAGUGGACUGACUGGAAUGGAAAUGCAAACCAUGCAGCCCCCGACAAAUUUAAGACUUCAAAAUAUGAAAAGUGAUGCUUUUCGAGAGGCAAGUACAUAAAGAAGCAUAAUAAACAUGUCCUAGUAUAAAACUUGGUAGAGACAUGAUAGUGAUGUUG
Molecule: messenger RNA, 619 nt
Organism: Carlito syrichta (Philippine tarsier)
Lineage: Eukaryota; Metazoa; Chordata; Mammalia; Primates; Tarsiidae
Product: sperm flagellar protein 2-like
Exons: 3
Coding region: 136-561 (141 amino acids)
Biological process (GO): sperm axoneme assembly
Cellular component (GO): manchette; sperm midpiece
Molecular function (GO): protein binding
Source: RefSeq, a predicted model, not a curated record